AUGGGUCAAUUUAUAGCAAAAGCUUACUACUCUCAUCGAAAUAAAAGAGAAAGAAGAUUAUUAAUGUUAGGAUUAGAUGGAGCUGGUAAAACUACAGUUCUAGAUUUAAUAAAGCUUAAAGAAUAAGUUUAAAUUAUUCCUACUUAUAUAUCUAAUAUCAAGUCUGUUUAAUAUAAAAAUCUUAAGUUUAUUAUUUGGGAUAUUCCUGAUUAGAAGAAAAAUAGAUAAUUAUGUGAUUAUUAUUCUUAUUUUAACCAUGGAUUAAUUUAUGUUUUAGAUUCUACAGAUAGUAAUAGAAUGAACGAUGUUAAGUAAGCUUUAAAAAUUAUUAUUGAAAGAAUGAUUGGUAUUCCAGUUUUAAUACUAGCAAAUAAAUAGGAUAUUGCUGUUAUGAGUGUGAGUGAAAUCUAAGAAAAGCUUUAAAUGCAUACAAUUAAAGGAAUAGGUGAAUGGCAUAUAUAAAGAUGCUGUUCGUUAAAUGGUGAAGGGAUUUAUGAAGGCUUUAGCUGGCUAUCAAAAGUUUUAAAUAAACAAUAAAAGUAAAAUGGUGAAAUAACUAAUGAUGGGCUAGAUUCUUUAUUAGAUAUUUUAAAUAAUCAAUAAAAGCUAUAAAAAUGUUUAGCACAUUGA
Messenger RNA from Tetrahymena thermophila SB210, 630 nucleotides. Its product is annotated as ADP-ribosylation factor(Arf)/Arf-like (Arl) small GTPase family protein. Gene Ontology annotation, molecular function: GTPase activity; GTP binding. Gene Ontology annotation, biological process: vesicle-mediated transport; intracellular protein transport. Lineage: Eukaryota; Ciliophora; Oligohymenophorea; Hymenostomatida; Tetrahymenidae. The transcript has a single exon. Gene Ontology annotation, cellular component: cytoplasm. The record is from RefSeq and is a predicted model, not a curated record.